Zootoca vivipara (common lizard) is the source of this 4248-nucleotide messenger RNA. Its product is annotated as proepiregulin. Gene Ontology annotation, biological process: positive regulation of cell population proliferation; epidermal growth factor receptor signaling pathway; positive regulation of mitotic nuclear division. Lineage: Eukaryota; Metazoa; Chordata; Lepidosauria; Squamata; Lacertidae. Gene Ontology annotation, molecular function: growth factor activity; epidermal growth factor receptor binding; zinc ion binding. The record is from RefSeq and is a predicted model, not a curated record.
GCUGCGCCCAGGCAGGUGGCGAGAAAGAAGCGGCAGCCAGGUAGGCGACGGAGGCUCCCCCACCUCCGGCCUCCGAUUUCAUCACUGGGGAAAUUUCAGAGGCAAUGAGCCUCGGGCCAGCUUCCGCUCCGCGUCCGCACCCACUGAGGGAAGGUAUAAAAACCCGAGGGAACGCCUGCCGGGAAGAAAGGAGGCGAGGUCUCUCUUCGGACGGUCUCAGCAGCUCCGCGCCACCUGCCUGUACAACAUAGCCGCCUGCGCAUCCUUCACCUUCGGACGGCAACCCGCCACGCACAGGCUCGAACAGGAUGGCAAGCAGCUGCAGCUCCCAAACCGUCGAAGGUGCCCUUCUACUUUUGGGCUUCCACCUAUUUCAAACCGUUCUUGGGACAACUGUGACCCCGCUCUGCGGAAGGAAUGAAACGGGAAACUGCACGACAGUUCUGCUUCGAACAGUACACAGUCCCCGUGUCGCUGAAGUGAAGACCACAGAAUGCGGCUCUGCCUUGAAAAACUACUGCAUUAAUGGGCACUGCAAGUACCUCGUGGCUUUGAGUACACCCUCUUGCACCUGUGAAGAUGGUUAUUAUGGCGACCGGUGUGGUCAUUCCACUUUGACAAGCCAGCAGCCCCUGAGCAAUGAAUACCUGGCGCUCACCAUUCUCCUGGUUCUGUUUUUCAUCAUCACCGCUGCAGUUGUGAUCUACUACUUCUACAAAUGGUACCAGAACAAAAGCAGGAGACUUGCUGCAAGCAGUAACUAUAAAGAAGUUUCUACAGAGACGGAAAAAGACAAUAAGCUGCUUCAUGUCUGAAUCCCGGGAAUCCCAGAAGGCAUUUAUUUAAUAUUAUUAUUAAAUAUUUUAUUAAUAAUAUUUAUGUUCCAAAGCAAAAUUUCAAAAUGAUGCGGAUCAGGUCAAAAACUCCAUUUUUUAUAUAUACAUGAAUAAUGUUUUUAUUUGUAUUGUAUUUUUUUAUCUUAUUUCUGUGCAAUGUCUGUUAAUGUAACGCCAUGGUGUCUUGCGUUCCUUUGUGUGUAAAUAGUUAUAUAUAAUAUAUAAAAGAAUGUAAUCUUCUCACUGCUUGUAUGUGACCCACUUUGGAAAGACAUAAUUUUUUGUGUGUCUAUCCUGUUCACUUGAAGAAACUCUACACUCGUUUGAGGAUUAAAUCUUUCCAUUCAUUCUAACUGAUUCGUACCAUGGUUCUUACACUCUGGUUCAGGAAACGCUGGGCUUCCUUGAAAGCAUGCCUGGUUUUCUCAGCCAAUAAUGGCAGAGAAGUUUCCUUGAAAGACGUCUUGUUCCCUACGUCCAAGCUUCCUCUUCAAUGCACAACUGCAAGAGGGAGGAGGAAGGCCCAGAGCUCGAUGUUAGAGCAUGCGUUUGCAUUCCAGGCACAUGACGCUCGCGGCCUGGUGUGGGGCCAGUCAGGAAUAAGACUCAGGACAUUGGUAUAGGGUUGAGAUAGGCCACAACUUUUAUUGCUUACAGAUGUGCAUAGGCUUUGGCCAAGGCACUGGGUAUGUCUGACAGCUGGUUGAUAAGCAGGGUGGUGGGGGUCGACCCUGACAUUUGCCAGGUUUACAAUCCCACCAGGACUGAACAUUGAGAAGUUUGUUAUGACCCAUCAGCUGCCAUGUGGACAGAGAGUCAGAAACACCCCUUCCUGGACCCCUUUAACAGGGUACCCAGUCAGCUCAGGAUCCCACCCAAUGCCUUCUCUGCCAAAAGCUGUGACGGUUGCUAUGAGGUAGGCGAAAACUUGCAAGACCAGUCAGUUUUUCCUGCAGGAAAAGAAAUCCUUCCUGGCCCCGAAUACAGUGAUCAAAUAUACCAUAGGAAGGCCCACACUCUGAAUCUGAAGGAAGUAAGAGGGAGGUGGCAUGGCACAAGUAUUCUGGGCAGCAGUUCCAGGAAUAAUCAUCACCAUAAUGAAUAAAAAUAUGCGUCGGACUGAUUUGUCACCUGUUACAAAAAGGCUUACAGCACAAAAAUGCCGAAGGCCAAUACCAAAAAUCUGCCAUUCAACAUCACUAGGUUUGUAGGUAUGGUGCCAGGCAGACCACACUAUCAGAAUAUUCCACAGACCCUCCAAGUCCCCCUCGGGUGGGGCAGGGGACACAAAGAAGGGCCUCAGAAGAUCUAAGGGUCCGGGUAGGUUCAUAUGGGAAGGGGAAUCUCAGAAGACCUUCGGACACCAGAGAGCGAUGGAGUUGGAUGUGUGAAAGUGGAGAUGUACCGGGAUAUGGUGAUGGAGAUGAUGGAGCCUCCAAGCAGAAAGACCAGAGGGAGGAAGUUCUGGGGCAAAGAGGUCGGACUGCACGUGUGUAUUGCUGGUGCUGAAAGUCAUGGGAAUUGAUGGGGCUCCAUGGGGAGAGUGGGUAGAGAUGAUACAGUAGAUAAGUUUCCUCCCUAUGGAAACAUUGAAACAGUGACCGGGUGGGUAGGGAGAGAACCAAAUUAUGGAGACCCGGGCAUUAAGGGAGUCAAACAAGAGAGACUGUUCCCUAUCAUACGGCCCCUUAUAUUCUUACACGUGACACAGCCUGCAAUCCUUUGCCCUGUGCAUCUGAGAUAAGCACCACUGAACUGAAUCAGACAUAAAUAUGCAAAUCCUAAACCCACUUAACCUGGGAAUAAGAAGCUCUUCCCUCAAUAGGACUGAACAGGCACGGUUAGGCUCGCACUCUUACUUCUGUUCUGAGCAGGCAUGUAAAGGAUUGUGUCAAGGGUGAUUUCCAGCCAGAGGAAUGCACAUGGCACAUAGCUAAGUAUUUAUCGUCAAAGGUAACACUUGGUCGCUUCCGCAGCCCUGGAGACCUACGCACACCAAUCUAGCAUCUAGGCAGCUAGUCCCAGGUCUGAGCUCUAUGGAGCAGUUGCAGCAACAGGGGACCACUCCCCCUCCACUAUACUGUUUAUGUAGCUUCCGGACUGCGUGCAUGCAGCCGGAGACUAUGCCUGUGUGGUGAUGUCCUCUGCUCCUCCCUUUUCACCCCUCUCCUGGUACUGUGAGACACUGGUGCAGGAGAGGGUGGGGAAGCACCUGGCCCUUCCCUUGCCUGGCCUGCCUUUUCCUCCUCUUCUUCUGACCCGCUCUGUGCUCCACCCUCCAGCUUUGCAGCUUCCCUUGCCUCAAACUCUUGUUUCCUGGCCAAAACAGCCCCCCACAGAUCACUGACCCUCUCUCCCAAGUCAAACUCCAGACCUACGUCCCCCGGUGCACCCCUGUCAGUGUCCUGCCAGUCCCCAACAGAUUUAAUUUGUGUUGUAGAGGAAAUGUUAUAUAGAACUCCAGCUUACAUCUAUGCAAGUUAUUCUCAACAACCAAUGGCUCUCAAUACAGUCGUACCUUGGAAGUCAAACGGAAUCCGUUCCGGAAGUCCAUUCGACUUCCAAAACGUUUGGAAACCAAAGUGCGGCUUCUGAUUGGCUGCAGGAAGCUCCUGCAACCAAUCGGAAGCCACGGAAGCUCUGUCGGAUGUUCAGGUUCCAAAGAACAUUUGCAAACCAGAACAAUCACUUCCGGGUUUGCAGCGUUCGGGAGCCAAAAUGCCUGAAUACCAAGGCGUUCGGGAGCCAAGGUAUGACUGUACAAGCAUGUGCGAAUUAAGGACAGUUCUGGGAAACGGUGCUAUAUCUUGGCAGCUCAAGACAUUUCCCGUUAUCAGAUCCUACCAGAAAGGAGACUGGAAAGAGAAACCGGCCCGCAGUCCCUCCACUAGAGGCUGCUGUGACAUCAGAGCAAGAACAGAGAAGACAAACAUGAGCUGGAGCAAUCUAGUGCAGUUUGAAUGAAAGAAUUCAAGCACUCGCUCGUACAGAUCAAAAUGCAUCAUCUAGGUUUGCAACCUAGCCAGACAACGAAUAUUUCAUCAUUCCCACAUUCCCAUUCUGUGAAUCAUCAUCUUUAGUAAGGAGAAAUCUAUAACCUUUGCUUUGUUCACAUUGAAACAGCAUGCAUAUUUCAGCUCUUGAAGGAAUGUACCUCAGGUAUAAAAUAGAUGCGGUGUGUGCAGAUGAUUAAAUAUUUUAAAGAAAACGAAUACAAUAGGCUUUGUUCUGGGCAGAAACUCAAAAGGGACAAGGAACCCCCCAGUGGGGAACAAUUCCUAGCGCCACAGCAAAAUUCUUUCGAGCUUGCUGACAUCAUCAAAGCAAUAUCAGGUGUUCCCAGCAAAGAAUAGGAUUUCCAAGGAGGCAGAGCAAUCAUGCCAACGACAGUAGCAAGAGCAAACAAAAAAUU